Molecule: messenger RNA, 1267 nt
Organism: Achroia grisella
Lineage: Eukaryota; Metazoa; Arthropoda; Insecta; Lepidoptera; Pyralidae
Product: putative inactive carboxylesterase 4
Exons: 4
Coding region: 13-1143 (376 amino acids)
Source: RefSeq, a predicted model, not a curated record
AAGGAUCCUGAAAUGAACAUUUUUGUUUUCUACGGAAUUCCAUAUGCUAAAGCACCUACAGGUCCGAACAGGUUUCAAGCACCUCUACCCGCUCCAGUAUGGACAGAAACUCUGGAUGCCGUAAACAAAUAUGUAGCUUGCCCCCAACCUAACCAAUUUCUUGAAAUGUAUAGGCUGAAAUAUAAUAUGCAAGAAGAUUGUCUCAUUGCAAACGUAUAUGUACCAAAUACGAGUACAACAAAUCAGAAGCUUCCUGUCGUAGUUUACGUACAUGGAGGUGCUUUCCACGUAGGCCUCGGCGAUUUAUCAACUCCAAAGAAUUUGGUACAAAGUAAAAAUGUGAUAGUUGUCACAUUCAAUUACAGGCUUGGUGUACAUGGGUUUUUAUGUUUGGGUACCAAGUAUGUUCCAGGUAAUGCUGGUAUGAAAGAUCAGAUAGCGUUAUUGCAAUGGGUAAAGAAAAAUGUUGCCAAUUUUGGAGGCAAUUCGAAAGACAUUACUUUGGUCGGUUACAGUGCAGGUGCUACGUCCGUUGAUCUUCUAUUACUAUCACCUUUAGCUAAAGGACUUUUUAAUAAAGUAAUAGUAGAGAGUGGCUCCAAUACAGUUGUAUGGUCGGUACAACAAGAUCCGCUAAAGAAUGCGAAAGAUUAUGCAAAGUUGCUAAAUUUCACAAAUAUCGAUGACUUUUUAUUGAGAUCUAUACAGCUACAUGUGGAAGCUGGUAAUGACAAAGUAUACUUGUAUGAAUAUUCAUUUGUAGAAGACAUUGAUAUCCCUGUACAAUAUCCAAGUCUUCGAGGAGCAAGACAUUGUGCUCAUUCAAUGGCUGUACUUGAUGGGCCGGAAAUUGGUAAUACUGGAGAAAAAAAUAUUAGUGAUGAAUUCCGAAAAGUUAAAGCUACAAUGAGGGAGCUGGUGUAUAAUUUUGUCAAAACUGGAAAUCCGGCACCGGAGGGAUCAUCAUUUCCAGCAUGGCCUCCUGCGAACACUAACGUUUCCCCCUUCAUGGAAGUAGGAAGAGAAUUAGAACUGAAAGCUAUGAUACCGUUGGAGAAACGAAAGCGUUUUUGGGAUGCUAUCUACGAGAAAUACUAUCGUUCUCCCAUACCACCACCAGCACCGCCUGCCAAACACAAAUAGUAUUAUUAAUACUUACGAUUAUAAUUUCAGUUUUAUUUUUAUUGUCUGUUGUAAUUAUAAUAAAUUGUACUAUUUAAUAUAUUAUUAUAUAUACACCUUCUAGGCCUACUAACUUCACCUUCUA